AUGCCUGACGAAAUCAACCAACAAGCCACCACCCAAUCUCCGCUGGUCGUCGUAACCGGCGCGCUGCGCCUACGUGACCCUCCCUUCUUUAAUGGAACAGAUGACCACGAUGUGGAAGAAUGGCUGGCCACAUUCGAGAAGGUGAUCGACCACAAUAAGUGGGACGACCCGUCGAAGCUGCAGAAUGUGUCGUUAUAUCUAAAAGACGUCGCAAGCUUGUGGUACCACAACCAUGAGUCCGACUUUGCUACAUGGAGUGCGUUCAAGACACGCUUCGCAGACGUAUUCGACCGCCCCGCCGUGCGCAAGCUCCGCGCCGAAGAGCGCCUCCGCGGACGUACGCAGCAACAAGGCGAAAAUUUUACCCGCUACAUAGAGGACGUCAUCGACUUGUGCAAGCGCCUGAAUCCGUCUAUGCCCGAGCAAGAGAAGAUAAAACACAUCUUGAAAGGCCCUUAUCGCGUCAUCGACUGCCUAUCUUCCGUCACCUAUGUUAUUCAGCCGGUCAACCCAACCUCCGACAAGCGUCGUCUUGGCCGCCAGGUGGUCCACGUUUUGGACCUCGACAUGGUCUUUCAACAGCGGUGGGCUAUGACGCAGCCCGUGUGCAAAAAUCUGCACGAAUAUUUCGGGCAGCUGCCGACCGACGAUGAAUCUCCUGAACCAGCUUACAGGUGCCGCCGACUGUUCGCCACCGUCUUCUGGCUGCCAGACACGUACUUCCCGGACGCCAGUAGCGCGAAUGUACUAUCCGACCCUUUCUCGGAGAAGAGCCUUUGCCUCUUUGCAGACUGGGAACACUGCUACUUCAAGUACAUCCAGAGGAUUUUUCUUCACCUGAACUGUCCCAUGGAGUUCAAGAGGUUCCCUGCAGACGUCCAGAUUUGCCCAGUGCACAUCGACACUUUCGCACAUCGCAACGUCCACUACAUUUGGGAAGAGACGACACCGGUGUCCAUGAACCCAGAGCUGAGCCGGCCCGCUUUCCGGGUGGAGCUGCGUCCUGAAACGAAUGAAGAAUAUAUGCACAGGGGUCAACUGUACAUUUCCGUGGUGCUGUCCCGCCUGCUAGCGCCGCAGUUGAUUGAGGCCUACAUUCCCAGCGCAUUCCUGGUGGUUGUCUCGUGGCUCAUUUUCUGGCUUGACGCGGCGACCGAGCGUGUUGCUGUUUGUGUCACCAUUCUACUUGCACUGUACAGCCAGUCCACCGGAGCGCGACAGCUUCUGCCGCCGUCCACGUCAAUGACGGCGCUCGACCACUGGAUGGUGGUCUGUGUUCUCUUCGUCUUCGCGGCUCUCGCCCAGACGGCGCAGGGCAUGUGGACCAAGAGACCACUGCUUGAGCCGGCACGCACACCCGUCAACAAGGCCGCCUGGAUUUGGGCGAUCGCGCCCUAG
Dermacentor silvarum is the source of this 1398-nucleotide messenger RNA. Its product is annotated as glutamate-gated chloride channel subunit beta-like. Lineage: Eukaryota; Metazoa; Arthropoda; Arachnida; Ixodida; Ixodidae. The record is from RefSeq and is a predicted model, not a curated record. The transcript has 8 exons. Gene Ontology annotation, molecular function: neurotransmitter receptor activity; extracellular ligand-gated monoatomic ion channel activity; chloride channel activity. The coding region runs from base 1 to 1398 and encodes 465 amino acids. Gene Ontology annotation, biological process: chemical synaptic transmission; nervous system process; regulation of membrane potential. Gene Ontology annotation, cellular component: membrane; neuron projection; synapse.